AUGGAGUGGCUAGCCAUCAUCAUACUUUGUAUCCAGUUUGGUUGGAUUUCACCCUGCGUUUUUGACAAAGUAGAGGUCAUACCGGGUUUGCUAUAUCAAGAGACGAUCAAGGACGAGAGUGGGUGCUUUGCUGCAUGCUACGAGAACAACACGUGCAUUGCACUUGCUUACAGAAAAAUUGUGGACGGAUGCAGAUUGUUCAUCACUGGAAACUCUAGUAAUACUUGUCAUCCUGACGAUGUUUGCUACACCCUUCAACGCGAUGAGGAAGAUUCCAUGUGCGCAAGAUAUGUGAACGUUUAA
Messenger RNA from Cylicocyclus nassatus, 303 nucleotides. The record is from the annotation of a GenBank genome assembly. Lineage: Eukaryota; Metazoa; Nematoda; Chromadorea; Rhabditida; Strongylidae.